Dendroctonus ponderosae (mountain pine beetle) is the source of this 1192-nucleotide messenger RNA. RefSeq names its product mpv17-like protein 2. Gene Ontology annotation, cellular component: cytoplasm; membrane. The record is from RefSeq and is a predicted model, not a curated record. The transcript has a single exon. Lineage: Eukaryota; Metazoa; Arthropoda; Insecta; Coleoptera; Curculionidae. The coding region runs from base 399 to 992 and encodes 197 amino acids. Gene Ontology annotation, biological process: mitochondrial ribosome assembly.
UUGUGUGUCCGGUAGCCGUAAAAGCAAUAAAUGUAUUUUAAAGUUUGCUCUUUUGGUUGUUAUGUAACAGAAUAGCAGGAGUUUUUACGCGAUUGGUUAAAGCGAUAAAUGGACGUUAAAUCAGGGCAAACUGAUGACCAAUAAGAGUGUUGGUUUUAUUGUUAUUUUAGCGACAUACUACGAGUUUGUAAGCGAUUGGUUAACUCGGGUAACGCGACAUGUUGAGUAACCAGCGGUUUCAAACCGGACCUUCCUAGCUAUUAUGUGACUUUUCCUACUUUUCCUAACCUCAAAAUUUCACUAACCUAUUCAGCUCAAAUGGAAGUGGAGUUUAAAUGGAUUUUAAGCAAUAAUCAGAGUUGAUUACGGCUGAAAAUUGUUUAUUCAGACACCCAAUUAUGUCGGCAGGUAGGCUAAAGUUGCUGCGGACUAUCAUUGCCCCGAAAGUCGUCAAAGUGUUCCAAAAGAUGUUCAGUGAUAAGUUUCUACUUUACACCAACGUGGGCCUUUCAACGAGCCUCUCAGGCUUAGGGGAUCUUAUCGAGCAGAAAUACGAGCUGAUGAGCGAAGAAUUGACCGAGUGGGACAAGGUGAGGACGAGAAAUAUGACCAUGUCUGGAACAACUGUGGGAUUCGUGUGCCAUUAUUGGUACUCCCACUUGGACAGGACUAUACCGGGGUAUACUGUUAGGAUAGUGUUGAAAAAAAUUGUCGUGGACCAACUAGUGGGUUCCCCCCUUUCAAUAUCAACGUUCUUUGGUACUUUGGCAGUACUGGAAGGGUCCACAAUAGACGAAUUUAUUAAGGAAGUGCAAACCAAAGCUUGGCGACUCUAUGCUGCUGAGUGGAUGAUUUGGCCUCCCUGCCAGUUUCUUAACUUUUAUGUUUUGUCCACUAAGUAUCGGGUGUUGUUUGAUAAUCUAGUGUCUUUAGGCUAUGAUAUUUUCACAUCCAGAGUGAAACACAAAGACUACUCAGAAUCAAGUGAUUAGCCUGAGGAUCUAGUGAACAUGGCAUUUAUUAAAGUUGGAAUCAAGGCGCGAACUCAAGCGAUUAUUGUGAUAUAAUUGGAUGGGAACCAUUACUAACUGUGUAUGGAUUGUGAUCAGAACGCGAUCCUACUAAUGCCUUUUUACCUAUCGUGAUUUAUAUUAGUGCCUAUUCACUAAAGUAAAGCAACAUUUACAUGUUA